Messenger RNA from Oryza brachyantha (malo sina), 3316 nucleotides. RefSeq names its product KIN14B-interacting protein At4g14310. The record is from RefSeq and is a predicted model, not a curated record. Bases 95 to 3145 code for a protein of 1016 amino acids. The transcript has 3 exons. Gene Ontology annotation, molecular function: protein binding. Lineage: Eukaryota; Viridiplantae; Streptophyta; Magnoliopsida; Poales; Poaceae.
AUCUCGCAAUCAAUCAGAGGAGGCCAUCCCCCCACCGUCUCGUCUUCCUCAGAUCCCCCAAAACCCUAACCACUACCACCAUCGCCUCCCCGCCAUGGCCUCCCGCAUCAAGGACCGCGGCAAGGCCGCACCCGCCUCCCGCCCGCUCACCCCCAAGACCACCACCGCCUCCUCCUCAUCCUCCUCCGCUCGCCGCACCCCCGCCUUUGCCGCCCCCGGCAAGGAGAACUCGGCGUCCAAGCCCUCCAAGCCCACCUCCGCCGUGCGGUGGUCCACGUCGUCGAUCCCGAGGGCCAGCAGGAUCCCGAGCUCGGUGGAGUCUUCCAAGCUCGUCUCCACACUCAGAGCCUCCUCGGUGAUGCCCGGGAGGGCGUCUAUCGGGAAGGACAUGGAUGCGGAGGCGGGCCUGCGGCGGAGCGUGAGUGGUGGGAUUAGGGGCGCUCCGGAGAGGGCGAGGAGGUCGGUGGGUAGCGUUGGAGUUAGGGUCUCGGAUGCGAGGAGAGCAAGCAGCGUGCCUCGUGCUGAUGCUAGGGUGAAGGGGAUUGAUGAGACCAGUGGGAAAAGAGAAGGCUUUGAUGGUAAGCAUAAGCAAAUGCAUGUCAUUUACAGGAAAAGAGAGAGCUUUGAUGCAAAGUUGAAGCUGACCAGUGGUAAGAGAGAGAGCGUUGAUGUUAAUGUGACCAAGCAAUGUGAUGGGAUCAAAGGGAAAAGGGUGGGUUCUGAUAGCAAUUUAAAGAAGCAAUGUGAUCGGAUUGGUGGCGAAAAUGAAGGCAUUGAUGUGAAUGGGAGACCUGGAGAUGAAAUCAAUAAGAAGAAAGAUGGAUUUGACACGAAGUUGGUGAAAGAGAUUCAUCCCAAGAAAACUGUAUCUAGUGCCACUGAUUUGGGAGUUGCGCCUUUUUCUGCUGCUGAGAAGGAUGGUGAUGGAGGCAACGAUGCUGUUAUCCCUGUGUUCACUGUCCAUGUGAUGGACACGAUUGAUGUUCCUUGCAUUGUCAGGGAAGAGAAGAAAAAUACUGACGAGCCUAAGAAGCAGGAAGAAAAGAGCAAGCUGGCAGACAAGAUUAGAGUUUUUGAGAAAGCGUCUGUGAGUGUGGAAGGAAAAUCAGUGAAGUCUGUUUCCAGUUUGAACAAGUACCCAAGCAAGCUGCAUGAGAAAUUAGCUGCAUUGGAAGGGAGAGUCCAAAAGAUAGCGACCGAUAUCAAGAAGACCAAAGAGAUGCUGGAUGAGAAUAACCCGGACGAGCCAAAGCAGAUAUUAUCUAAUAUCCAGAAGGAGAUUACUGCCAUUGAGAAGGCAAUUUCCCAUGUCAAGGAUGAUAAUAAGAUUCAGCUUGGUACUGCAGAUGAUGUCGAGUGUGAGAUAUCUCAUCCUCAAAAGGCUGCAAAAUGUGCUGUUACAAAGCCAAGUGACCUGAAGCACGCCGCAAAAGGUAUGAAUACUGAUGAACUAGAGGCGAGGUUCUUUCCACAUCAUAAACUGUUGAGAGACCGCAAACCGUCUAGUGCGGCUCAACAGGAAGCAUCCAUGUCUGUGAAAAAGGAUUGUAACAUAAAUAUGGAACUUUCUUCUCUUGUCUGUCCAGAGGAUGAGAAUAGCAUAGCCAUGGAGUUUCUGGCUUCCUUAGAUGGUGAACAAAGCGACUUCUUCAAGAAUCGCAGAGUGAAGAACUUGGAAAAAACUGUUAUAUGUGAAGCAGCAGAUUCUAGCAGCAAGACAUCAGGACAAAGUUCCUCAAAUAAUGCGGUAGGCCCAAAUCAUGAGCAGGAAAUUGAAUUGCUUGCUACUGAGAAGCUAGAAGAGUUUGAUGAACAAGAGAACAAGUCAUCUAUGAUUUUACAGGAGGAAACAGAAGAGUUCUGUAGUGAUCAGUUAUUAGGGAUAGGAAACAAAUCCUCAACUGGUGGAUGGUUUGUUUCGGAGGGGGAGGCUGUUCUUCUUGCACAUGGAGAUGGUACCUGCUCUUACUAUGAUAUUGCAAACCGUGAGUUCAAGUCUGAAUACAAGCCUCCAAGUGUGAUCUCAAAUAACAUGUGGGGUGAUUGCUGGUUGAUCCGUGCCCCGGGUGUUGAUGGAUGCUCAGGAAGAUAUGUAGUCGCAGCAUCAGCUGGCAAUGCACUGGACCCUGGAUUUUGCAGCUGGGAUUACUAUAGCAGAGAAGCAAAAGCAUUUCAUGUUGAGGAGAUAUCUCACGCCUCCUCAGUAACAUCAUCCAGAACUGUUCUUGGGCCCCUUCCUAAUAUAGGUUCAUCAAGAUCUAGCUCUGCAAUUUCUACUUUAGAAAGACAGCAAUGGUGGUAUAGACCCUGUGGACCGCUCCUACUUUCUUCUGCUAGCAAGCAAAAGAUGAUCACAGCUUAUGACAUCCGAGAUGGUGAAGUAGUGAUGAAAUGGGAAGCGAGCAAUCCAGUACAGGGGAUGGAAUAUUCCAGCCCACUGCAAUGGCGUAGCAGGGGGAAGGUUGUAAUUGCUGGUACUGAGUCAAUUGGGUUGUGGGAUGUUAAUUCGCUUAACCCACAACCCUUAUUAUCUGUUGCUUCAGCUGGUAAAAAACUUUACUGCCUCCAUGUGAACAACACUGAUGCAGAGCUGGGUGGAGGAGUUCGUCAAAGAGUUAGUUCAUCUGAGGUGGAGGGAAACGAUGGUGUUUUUAGUACACAGGAAAGUGUUAAUAUAUUUGACUUUCGUGUACCUGCUGGCAUCGGUCUUAAAAUGGCAAGAAAUGGUGGUACAGCAAGUUCAAUCUUCUCUCGUGGUGACUCAGUAUUUAUUGGGAGCACAGAAGGUAAGCUGCAAAUAAAAGGGGGGUUGAGAUCACGAGUUCAGCAAUAUUCACUGAGAAAGGGGAAGGUUGUAGCAACCUAUGAGCUACCUGAUUUCAAUGCCCACUUUCAUCACUCUUCAAUAACCCAAGUAUGGGGCAACUCCAACCUUGUCUUGGCUGCGUGCGGCAUGGGACUGUUUGCCUUUGACGCCUUCAAGGAGGAUGUUCAACAAACUUACAGCUUUGACCGUGGAGCCACUCUUGGAGUAAGAGAGGCUAUUGGCACCGAUGAUUUGUACUGUCCAACAUUUGAUUACUCAUCAUCACGGGUUCUUCUUGUCUCAAGAGACCGUCCAGCACAUUGGAGGUAUCUGUCAUAGCUAUCUAUUUAUCGUGUGCAUCAUGUGAUCGACAUGUAACAUAUGUACUCUGUUAUGCUUAGUAGCUUAUUUAGUCAUCUGUAGUGUCAAGCAUCUUGCUUUCACUGUAUUAGCAGAAUGAUUGGGUUUAUUCCCUUGCAGUUAAUUAAUAUCUAUUGCAUUUUUAUUAUA